UGCCAAAAGGAGGAGGCGCAGCUGAAGGGCAGGAAGGUUGUGGUUGUUGAUACGCCUGGAUUUCACCAUUCCCAUUGUCCAGACAAAGAUAUUGCUGCAGAAGUGAGCAAGUGUGUGAAGUUUUGCUCCCCGGGUCCCCACGUCAUUCUGCACGUGAUGGAUCCUUUCCGUUCCUCCCAGGAGGAGAUGAAGAUGGCUCAGUGGAUCGAAGAGAUUUUUGGCCUGAAAGCCAAGGAUUACACGAUCAUCUUGUUCACCCACAAAAAUUUCCUGAAAGAUGAAUCUCUAGAAGAUUUAAUAUCUUCCAGAGAUAAAAAACUGAGGGAAUAUAUUGCUGAAUGCGGGAACCGGUGCCUGGUUUUCAACAACGAGGCCAAAGAAUCGGAACGAGAGGCUCAGGUGGCCAAACUGAUGGCCAUGAUUGAUGCUCUGGUGGAAAUGAACAGAAAUGCUCCUUGUUGCACAGAAGACAUGAUGAACGUCAACAAAAGAUACAACCUCUGAUUGUUUCCCUUUCCAUCAGAGACCAGAAAGUCUCUCUAAUUCAG
Notechis scutatus (mainland tiger snake) is the source of this 548-nucleotide messenger RNA. The record is from RefSeq and is a predicted model, not a curated record. NCBI's taxonomy places the organism in Eukaryota, Metazoa, Chordata, Lepidosauria, Squamata, Elapidae.